AUAUGACGUAUGACGUGAGUAUGACGCAUUCUAAAUUCCUAUUCCUUUGCCAUUUUGUAGUCUAAUGUUUAUUAGAAUUAAACGCUAUUCUAAGAAAAUCUUUAUUUAACUUAGUUAUAUCACGGUCCACAAUAAAGGUGUGACUUUAAACAGUUGUAAGAGACAUCGUUUUAUUAUUUCCUUUUUAUUCAACGUUAAAUAAAGUGUAGAAAUGUCCGUUCCGCCAAUUUACAAUCCGGUAAUACCAUGUGUGCAUACAAUUCCCGGGGGUAUGUACCCAGGCCGUAUGAUCCGCUUUCAAGGAACUGUUCCUCCUGGUGCCCAAAGGUUCGCGAUAAACUUCCAAUGUGGUCCAAACACCGAUCCACGUGAUGAUAUUGCACUGCAUCUCAACUUUCGCUUCAUUGAGAUGUGUAUAGUGAGGAACCACUUGACUGCGAUGAACUGGGGAAUGGAGGAGACCAGCGGUGGUAUGCCCCUUGUAAGAGGGGAAUCCUUCGAGGCCCUGAUACUCUGCGAACCUCAGUCAUUGAAGGUGGCAAUCAAUGGUGUUCACUUUUGCGAGUUCCCUCACCGUACACCGUUCCAACGUAUCUCGCAUUUAACUAUUGACGGUGACGUCAUGGUCAAUUUUAUCGGAUUCGAGGGCGCGCAGCCGCCUACCCAGAUGUAUAUGUCUGAACCACCAGCAUAUGGGGCAUAUGGAGCUCCGCCCCCCGCCUACGGAGCCCCGGGGUAUGGUGGUCCUCAAGGUUUCCAAGCGGGUAUUCCUCCCAGUUCAGGCGGGUACGCUACAACAUAUGCCGCACCGCAACAGCGACAAGGGCUCGGUACGGGCGCAGCUGUAGGGUUGGGAGUUGGUGCCUUGGCGGCAGGAGGUCUCGCUGGUUACGCCCUGGGCGGUGGAUUCAGCAGUGACAGCCCUACGCGUGAGGAACCGCAAGUGGUUGGAUUCUCUGAAAGUUUCGGCGGCGACGAUUGGGCAGAGUAAUACAAGAGGCCAUAGUGUUAAUUUAAUUUGAUCAAUGUACUAUAAGCCUUACAUAAUGCCUUCGAUAUGUAACACGCGAAAAUUCUCUUGAUAAGAUUUAAAAAAAUAUUUCAAUAUUAGUGACUAUACAAAUAAUUGUUUUUAAUUAUGUCAUUGCCUUUAAAAGAUUCAUAAUUUUAAGAACCCACCAAAACGCUUCUAAGUGCAAGAUGGCGUCGCAUCAGUAUUUUGUACACACGUAAACAAAUGUCAAGUUGAUUAAGUGUUAAUUGUCAUUUUUAACUUAUCAAAGGGACUAAAAGAAACUCUAGAUCACUAUAGGAUUAGACAGGCGAAGACAUUUACAACUGGUCUGUGACAAUUGUGUCACGUGGCUGAAGUAUAAAAUCUAUAUUUUUGAUUAUGGAUUUUUUGAUAAAUUAUUGAUUAGUUAUUGUACCUCAUAUAAGUAUAACCCAUUUCUCGCUUUUAACUAAAGUACUCUUUCGUUUCUUUCUGGCAAAUUUUGUUUAGAGUUUAUGUGAAAUGAGAACCGGCGUCACCAAUAUAAUUCUGAUUUAACAAAAAUACUUUUAAUUUUUUAAAGUAUCAAGAUUCAUAUAAUAAAAAUAGUUCACUUUUCUAAAUAUCAAGGGAUUUUUCAAACUAUAAUGACGUAACAGUGUUGCCAGCAAUAAAAAGGUAAUUUAGUACUGCAGGAACCUCAAAUAUCAUAGCACAGAUUUAACUAAGGCUUAUAGUGUGUUUUUUUUAAUUUGGGAGUCUACAGAUUCAGAUAUAUAUGAGAUAAUAAUUGUAUUAUAAAAAAGCUUUGAUAAAUUAAGAAACAAUAGUCUAUAGAUGAUAUCUUUGACUAUUUUAUAAAAAACACAGUACUAUA
This is a messenger RNA of Pieris napi, 1871 nucleotides long. Its product is annotated as galectin-5-like. Gene Ontology annotation, molecular function: carbohydrate binding; galactoside binding. The record is from RefSeq and is a predicted model, not a curated record. Bases 212 to 991 code for a protein of 259 amino acids. NCBI's taxonomy places the organism in Eukaryota, Metazoa, Arthropoda, Insecta, Lepidoptera, Pieridae. The transcript is spliced from 8 exons.